This is a messenger RNA of Rhagoletis pomonella (apple maggot), 1268 nucleotides long. RefSeq lists its product as uncharacterized. The record is from RefSeq and is a predicted model, not a curated record. Lineage: Eukaryota; Metazoa; Arthropoda; Insecta; Diptera; Tephritidae. Gene Ontology annotation, biological process: DNA integration. The transcript has 2 exons. Bases 81 to 872 code for a protein of 263 amino acids. Gene Ontology annotation, molecular function: nucleic acid binding.
GCCUGACAACGAGAGCGGUUCACUUGGAGAUAGCGUACUCAUUAUCUGCCGAUUCGUGUAUCCUGGCCAUUCGGAGUUUUAUGGCCAGACGCGGCGUCCCACGUGAAUUUUGGAGUGAUAACGCCACCAAUUUCAAGGCCACACAGCGGGAACUCAGUGCUUCCUUUAACGAAAUGGACAAGGACAAGCUUGUACGCGCCUUUACGAGCUCUUCCAUGAAGUGGAUGUUCAUACCACCAGCAUCGCCACACAUGGGUGGUGCCUGGGAAAGGCUAGUUAGGUCGGUAAAAGACGUCCUUUCGAAGAUACUACAAUCGCAACGACCGUCUGACGAGCUAUUGCGAGGAGCCUUAAUGGAAGUCGAAUCCAUCGUCAACUCCCGACCACUCACCUACAUACCGCUGGAUCACUAUGAAGACGAGGCUCUCACACCAAAUCACUUCUUGAUUGGCAGCUCCAGCGGAAUGAAGCCCUUGAUAGAGUUUGUUGAUGAAGCAGUUCAAUUGCGAAGAGGUUGGAGAUGUGCUCAGCAACUGGCGGAUGCAUUCUGGAGACGUUGGGUGCGCGAAUAUCUACCCGUAAUAACUCGGCGAACAAAGUGGUUCGAAAAGGUAAAGCCAAUUGAAGAAGGGGACGUCGUCUACCUAGUGGACCCGAACGGUCCGAGAAGCUGCUGGCCCAAAGGUCGAGUGAUCUCUGUUAGAGUAGGCUCUGACCAACAGGUGAGGAGCGCUUUGGUGAAGACUAGCGCUGGUAUAUACGAGCGACCGGCCACGAGACUUGCCGUACUUUCCGUGAGUAUACCGGAGAAUGGGGUAGAUCCGAAGGAUAUACCAGGGGGGAGUGUUAGAAAAGAUACGGCAACACCCUAGUGAAUCGAAAGGAAUUUAUGGGGGACGUUUCUGCGAUUGUUUUGACAUUCUGCCUUUUUGAUCUCUUUUUUGCACGUGUGCACACAUAAAUUGAAAAUUUAAAUCAGGAUUGAUCCCUUUUUGUACUAAAAUAUUUCAAACGACAGUCAAAUAAAAGCGUUUUGAGAAUUUGGGCGUGGGAUCCAUCACUGAAUCCGUAACAAUAGGUAUUGAGGCAAGCUAUCUUAAAAAAAAUGCAUUUUUAAUUUUUUAUGAAAAGUGCUGUAAUUUUUUGGUAAAAAAAAUUAAAGCGUCAGAUCGAAGGAAAUAACCCAUAGUAUCGAAUAGAUAUACAAUUAUUUUCAAAUAAAAAUACAAAUUAGAACGAAAAAAUGUUCGAUUUGUGAGAAUCGAAAA